AUACAUACAUUUGUUUUGCGGGUGAGAUGGCUCGGAUUUGCUGACCGGAAGGUCCGUGGUUCGAACUCAACCUCUGCCUCUCGACUUCCUCUGUCUAGGCUUGGGCAACCUGACAGUAUCCCAGCCCUCAAGUCAGAUAAGGCCAACCAGGAUCACUUUGAAGGAGUACCUGGACUAGUCUCAACAUGUGCUGAAGCCAACUUGGAAGUGUUUCAGGCACAUUUGCUCCUUCAUGUUGGUGCACGUGCCGUUAAAAGCCUUUCAGCUGCAACACCCUUUCGGUGCCUAGCUGCCUUGCCACCCGAAGGAAGCACGAGGGUUUGUGAUACUCCCAGGUCGCCUAAGUCUAGACAGGGGAAGUCGAGAGGCGAAGGUCGGGUUCGAUCAGUUAAUUCGCGCUCUAACCACUUGAGCCAUCUCGCUCCCUGCAUGUGCAAGAGGCACACUGGUCGAAAGCGAGGGCAGAUCAACACUUGGCGACUGAAACAUGAAGCGUUCUGCUGCUGCACAUUUAGUUGCCUGGAAACAUCACAAACGGUAGAUUCAGCUGGGUUGCAGCGACUGAAACAUGAGGUGGCCUGGUGCAGCACAUUCAGUUGCUUGAAAACAUCACAAACGAGAGAUUCAGCUAGGUUUUAG
Molecule: messenger RNA, 639 nt
Organism: Opisthorchis viverrini
Lineage: Eukaryota; Metazoa; Platyhelminthes; Trematoda; Opisthorchiida; Opisthorchiidae
Exons: 5
Source: RefSeq, a predicted model, not a curated record